This is a messenger RNA of Chironomus riparius, 777 nucleotides long. Lineage: Eukaryota; Metazoa; Arthropoda; Insecta; Diptera; Chironomidae. The record is from the annotation of a GenBank genome assembly.
AUGUACAAAUGGUAUGGUCGUGUUGCUCUUGUAACUGGUGCCUCAAAUUCUAUUGGCAUUGAGAUAUGCAAAUCGCUUGUUCAACAUGGAAUGACGGUUUGUGCUGUUGUGAAGAAAUCUGGUGUUGCAAAAUUGGAGGAACUGAAUAGGACACUUUUUGAUGUCAAAGGGAAAAUGUUGACAUUUGAAUGUGAUAUAACAGACGAAGAUCAGAUUAAGGCAGUAUUUAGACACAUAGGCGAUACAUUUGAUGGAAUAGAUUUACUUGUGAACAACGCUAAUGUCAUGCUUAAGGGAUUCUUAUUAGAUGGGAAGAACACGGCAGACAUGUAUCAUAUAAUGAACACAAAUGUUUUGGCUCUAUGUGUUGUUACUAGAGAAGCUGUCAAAUUAAUGCGUCAACGAGCAAUGGAACGGAAAGAUGUCGGACACAUCGUUAAUAUAAAUUCAAUUUUUGGACAUAAAGUUACGGCUUGCGUGCCUGGAUCGCAACCAAUGAAUGGAAUGUAUCCGGCUUCUAAGUACGCAGCAGUUGCAAUUACUGAAUCUAUUCGACAGGAGCUUUUGUUUUUAGAUGAAACAGUAAAAGUCACAAGUUUAACACCUGGUCUAGUUGAAUGCGACAUCCUUCAAGAAAACGCUAACGAUGAACUUGUUAAAUUAAUGCCAGCCUUAAGACCCGAAGAUAUAGCGGCAGCCUUGACUUUUGCAAUUAGUGCAAAAGACAAUGUUGAGGUGCAUGAAAUUGUUAUUAAACCUGUUGGCGAGUUUCUUUAA